GAAAUGUUUUCGCCAUUUUUAAUGUAGCAUCAUUGUCAAGUAUUUUUUCCGAUUUUCUAGAUAGACAUUGACUUCAUACAGUCGGAAAAUUAUUUUCUUAAGAAAAUACCACAUAAAAUAUAUUUGAAAGUGGCAUUUUGAAAAUCGCUAUGGCCCUGCGUACAUAUGGUGAUAAACCAUUGAGUUUUCAAUUGGAGGAAAAUGGAGAAUAUUAUUAUGUCGGAUCAGAGGUUGGAAAUUAUCUGCGACUAUUCCGCGGUUCUUUGUAUAAAAAAUACCCUGGAAUGGCACGGCGAACAUUGACAAAUGAAGAACGUAAACGUUUGAUUGAUUCCGGUUUGAGCAGUCACAUUCUGGCCAGUUCGGUGUCAUUAUUGAAGGCAACUGAAGUUGAUGAUAUCAUUGCCGGGAAUGAUGACAAAUAUAAGGCUGUCUCUGUACAUUCAACCGAUCCUCCACUGCGCGAGAGCAAAUCAAAUAAAAAGCCCACAUCGUGGGUGCCAACCAUGCCAAACUCAAGCCAUCAUCUAGACGCAGUACCACAGGCAACUCCAAUUAACCGGAACAGAGUACACUCGAAGAAGAUUCGAACAUUCCCUAUGUGUUUUGAUGAUACAGAUCCAACUCUGAACUACGAAAAUGCCAAUCAUCCAGAAGUGUUGGUACCGAUUCGGUUGGACAUGGAAUUGGAAGGUCAAAAACUUCGUGAUACCUUCACAUGGAACAAAAAUGAAUGUAUGAUUACCCCAGAGCAAUUCGCUGAAGUGUUGUGUGAUGAUUUGGAUAUGAACCCAGUUCCGUUUGUUCCGGCUAUUGCAGCGGCAAUACGACAACAGACAGAAGCAUUUCCAAGUGAACCGCAUAUCAUAGAAGAUGGCAGUGAUCAACGUGUUAUUAUCAAAUUGAAUGUGCACGUCGGAAACACAUCACUCGUUGAUCAAGUCGAAUGGGAUAUGUCAGAAAAAUCGAACAAUCCUGAAGAAUUCGCAAUGAAACUAUGUGCAGAAUUGGGAUUGGGUGGUGAAUUCGUUACCGCUAUCGCCUAUUCAAUUCGUGGUCAACUUUCUUGGCAUUACCGCACAUACGCAUUCAGUGAGGCUCCAUUGGUCACCGUUGAAAUGCCAUUCCGUGGAACAAGUGACGCCGAUCAGUGGGCACCAUUCCUGGAAACUUUAACUGACGCUGAAAUGGAGAAGAAGAUUCGCGACCAAGAUCGUAACACACGACGAAUGCGCCGUCUCGCCAAUACAACCCCCGGGUGGUAAUCUGGCAAAUUGAACUAAAAAACGACAUACAUUCAAUAAUUUUGAACCUCUCAUUAACGUAUAAUUUUCCAAACAAAUCAACAUUUUUAUUUUAGGACAUAACUCUACAGUAAUCGGUGUUUCAUAAAGAAAAUAAAUGGUUGACAAAUCGAAAACCAAAAACAAAA
Molecule: messenger RNA, 1432 nt
Organism: Sitodiplosis mosellana (orange wheat blossom midge)
Lineage: Eukaryota; Metazoa; Arthropoda; Insecta; Diptera; Cecidomyiidae
Gene: Snr1
Product: SWI/SNF-related matrix-associated actin-dependent regulator of chromatin subfamily B member 1
Exons: 3
Coding region: 150-1265 (371 amino acids)
Biological process (GO): regulation of transcription by RNA polymerase II; chromatin remodeling
Cellular component (GO): nucleus; nuclear chromosome
Molecular function (GO): transcription coregulator activity
Source: RefSeq, a predicted model, not a curated record